AUGUCAACAGCCAAACGACGUAGAGGGCACUCGCUUCAUCUUGAACUUCCCAAUCGCGAUGCAGAAGAACUGCCACCGGUUGCCGCCGUUUUCCUUAUUCUUUUCGACGUCAAGGCAGGUUACACGAUAGCAUGGAAGCAGUCGAUGCCUGGGUUAGAACUCAACGAGAGCGUGGAAUACAAAUCCCUCCCUUCUGGGCUACACAAUGUCCGAGAAGAUCUCAUAUACUUCGUCCACGACAACGGCUAUGCUGGCAUCAGUGCUUUCCUCAACGAGCCCGCCGAGGAGGCGGAUCGAAAUGCGCUCAUGCUGGCUGUAGGAGCACUGGUACCAUUGAGCUAUGGUAGGCUUGGGAAAAGCUGGAAACACGCCUCGGGAUUGAAAGAAUUGGCGAAGACCCUCGUCCAAGAUCCUACGAAGACCCAGCCACUGAAAGAUUUUUGGCUGGCACACAAGCUUCCAACUGAGGAAGACUCCCAGAAGGAAGCAGCAGAAUCACCUUCGGACGGACAAGCAAAGCGAAGACAAAGUCAAGGCUCGCCCAACGGCAAAACGCGCAAUCGCCAUCGUGCUGUCUCAACAGCGUCUGCUCUUGCCCCGCCAGGGCAAUCACUGUCGUCUCAUCAUCCAGCUCUUUCACUGCCUGUGUUACUAGACACUUUCGGGCCCCUGAUAUUUCCUUUGUACAAGGCGGCGCUGUUACGGAAAAGAAUACUGUUUGUGGGCCAAGCGCCUGUUGAACUGGCUUGUAAUUUUGUGUACGACAUCUCAGUUGUUUCCUGUAUCCCAUCCUCUGUCUCUGACCUCCUCCCACUCGAACCUCUACCCACUCGCCUGCGGCCACUUUUCGCAGCAGGUGUCCACGACAUGGCAACCCUAGCUCAAGGCUCCCGAGACAUCAAUCCGAGCUCCGAAGUCACUGAUGAGGGCAUGGGAUAUGGGUGGGUGGCCUGUACCACAGAUGAUAUCCUCUCUCACAAAGACCACCUUUUCGAUACCCUUGUCACUAUUCCGCCAUCCUACUCGAAACAAGCUAAAGAGAAAAUUUGGCCGCGCGUUGAAGUCAAGAAGGGGACAGAGAUCAAAGCCACACAGCGGGAUCUGCGUCGGUACCGUACACUUCGCCGAGAGCUUCGCCGCUUUCCCAGCGGCCACUCUCCGCACGCAUCCAAGUAUUCAAGCACGGAGCAGACUUCUGACCUCCCCUUCGAAAAUGCUCAAGAGACCUACGACGAUGCUUCCUCUACUCUUGACACUCAACUCGCCGAACCGCAAUCCUGGUCCGCGCUUGCGUACUCCAGUUUUAUGUGGUGGGCUUCGGCUGGCGAGAAACGCACAGACCUGGACGAAGAAGCAGAUCACGAUGCUGCUUUGCUACGCCAUUUCGAUAAUUACCGCGGUGAUUCACCCGAUCGACCACGGUCAGCAAGGAAGUCGCCCGGCAGAUCUCCCGGCGUGGAGGGCAUGGACACAUCCCCAGCAGGAUUGGAAAUGACGAUUAUUGGUUACUUUCACCGACUGACUAUCUUGAUACUCAAGACACUGUCGGACAUCAUCGAUGCUUCCGAUUACUCAGAUGAGGAUACGGAUGAUGUUGGAAAUGCAGACGAAGAUGGAAAUGGCGGGCAGAAGAGACGGAAAUGUACCAGCAAAGAUCUAGAAGACGCGGAUGCAGUAUAUGUGAGCAGCGAAGAUAUGAGCCGUAUGGGUCUUGAUAUAUGGAGCGAGAGCGAUAGACACUUCGUGCGGGAGCUGGUGGCUCUUUACUGGGGUAGGAAGACCGACGUCAGGGGCGGAAGAGUUGAGUGUUGUGGGGUGAGGAUAUGUUGA
This is a messenger RNA of Letharia columbiana, 1830 nucleotides long. RefSeq lists its product as uncharacterized. The record is from RefSeq and is a predicted model, not a curated record. Bases 1 to 1830 code for a protein of 609 amino acids. Gene Ontology annotation, cellular component: lipid droplet. Lineage: Eukaryota; Fungi; Ascomycota; Lecanoromycetes; Lecanorales; Parmeliaceae. The transcript has 7 exons.